CAGCGAUAUCUUCUCAUCCUAAGCUAGCUAUUAUAACUCGAUCAAACUGAUCAUUGCCAAUGGCGGUCAAGUCUCUAGUUCUUCUUGGUGUCGUACUAGCCUCGCUCCUGCUUCUCUCCGAGGAUGUAGCGGAUGCUAGAGAGCUUAGGGAUGCUAAAGAGUCCAAGGAGAAGAAUGUGAAACCUGCAGGAGGGUCGGGCCUGCCUAAGGAAGAGAAAUGGGGAGGUGGAAACAAGCAUGAUGGAGAAUACGGAAAUGGUGGAGGGUAUGGAAGCGGUGGUGGAUACGGUAACGGUGGGGGAUAUGGAAAAAGUGGUGAAGGUUAUGGAAACGGUGGAUACGGGAACAAUGGUGGAGGUUAUGGCAAUGGAGGUUAUGGAAACAAUGUUGGUGGGUAUGGUGGAGGAUACGGCAAUUCUUGGCACGGUGGCGGUUAUGGGCGUGGUUACAGCGGUGGAGGCUAUGGACCUGGAUAUGGUGGCGGGUAUGGCAAUGGCGGUGGAAAUGGUGGAUUUGGCAGCGGCUUUGGUGGGGGAUAUGGUGGUGGCGGUGGAUAUGGUGGAGGUGGAGGAUAUGGUGGUGGUGGCGGGUAUGGUGGAGGUUACGGUGGAGGAUCUGGUGGCGGUGGCUAUCCCUAAUAUGGAUAUGUGCAAGAGCCAAGAGGUAGCAAUGGUUGGAACUAUGAAAACAACAACUAGAUAUGUGUUUGUGUUUUAACUAAGCAUCUUUGUUGAAAUGUGAUGUGGUUAAAUAAAAAAUGUUCCUUAUGCUCGCGUAAUAGGAGCAAGGUCUGUAAGGUUGAGAAGUCAGGCGAGCAAGCCAAUCUUGUGUAGUUUCUUAUCUUAUGUAUAAAAGAGAAGAUGUCUUUUAAAUUGUAAGUGGUCUUUGAUUAUUGAUUCUUUUAGAACACGAGGAGAUCUGUGUGCCUA
Molecule: messenger RNA, 929 nt
Organism: Triticum dicoccoides
Lineage: Eukaryota; Viridiplantae; Streptophyta; Magnoliopsida; Poales; Poaceae
Product: ctenidin-1-like
Exons: 2
Coding region: 60-638 (192 amino acids)
Source: RefSeq, a predicted model, not a curated record